Messenger RNA from Musca vetustissima, 1128 nucleotides. RefSeq names its product protein dimmed (gene dimm). The record is from RefSeq and is a predicted model, not a curated record. NCBI's taxonomy places the organism in Eukaryota, Metazoa, Arthropoda, Insecta, Diptera, Muscidae. Gene Ontology annotation, molecular function: protein dimerization activity. The transcript has 3 exons. Bases 19 to 1128 code for a protein of 369 amino acids.
CACACACACCAUUGUAAAAUGAAUCAUGAAUUGAUGUGUAAACUAAACAUGCACGACACUCAGGUGAUGGAUUUGAUGGCAUCCCAUGAUUUCGUUCAACAGCAGCAACAACCUCAGCCGCAGCAACAACAACAACAACCAAUGCUCAAUUAUACAAUGGCAGAAACACAAACAACACCGCCAAAUGCACCACCACAUACCGAUAAUCCGGAUAACAACAGAUCUUCAAGGCCAAUAAGACGAGCCAGUCGCCGAACGCCACAGUUAAGCAAUAAUUAUGAUAUGGAAAUGACAGAUUCAAGUUCGCAAAGCGAUGACACCAGCGGUGGGGGAGGCAGCAGCAAUGGCGGCGGCAGUGGUGCACGACCUUCAAGUCGUGGCAGAAACUCAUCGGGUACCAAUUCGAAUCGCCGCAGGAAGGGUACACUGAAUGCAAAAGAACGCAACUUACGUCGUCUGGAAUCCAAUGAAAGGGAACGAAUGCGAAUGCACAGUUUAAACGAUGCCUUCCAGUCCCUGCGUGAGGUAAUACCACAUGUUGAAAUGGAACGUCGCCUAUCGAAAAUCGAAACACUCACCUUGGCUAAAAACUACAUCAUCAACCUGACACACAUCAUACUGGCCAAACGCAAUGAAGAAUCUGCAUUAGGAUUCAAUGGUGUGCUGAUGAAUGGCAAUGGAGCCAUUGAGAAUGCCAACAUCAACAACGGUGUAGAUCCAGAUGUCAAUAUUUUGGGUCUCAAUACUGGCAACGCUAAUGUCAAUGGUAAUGGCUUGAUAGCCUUGAACGGCAACUGUUACGAUGAUUCGCCACUUACCAAUGGCACCACCUACAAUUGUACUCUGCUGGCGGAACACCAUCAGAAUGGCGCUACCCCACAAGCGCUGACCACAGCAACUACCACCAUACAGAUACAGAAUCAGCCACUGAGUCAUAUGCACCAUCAGUCUCACCACAUUAUGAUCUCGAAUCACAAUCAGAUCAUGAUGCCACAACAGCAGCAACAACAAAAUCCAUCGGUACCACCUCCGCCCCAACAACAGCAAACACCAAUCAUAAUGAACGGCUACGGAGAUUCUACGGCCGAUAAUAACAAUUUUGACGAACCCUUCCGAGAAUUUUUGUAA